AUGAACAGGAUUCUGAGAUUGAAACCGCGGGAAACAAAAACAGAUGCUUCUGAAAACUCAAGCAGUAAGGCAGCUGGACGGAAAGUUCCUACGCACCCGUCCACGAUGGAGAUGGUGAAAGAAGCUCUGAAAGAGUUGGACUCCAGAAAGGGUGUUUCGGCUCAGGCCAUCCGGGUUACUAAAAGAAAAUACACAACUGUAGAUGAGACGAGGCUGAAGUUUAUGGUGCGUCGAACCCUGAACAAAGGCAUUGAGACUGGUGUGUUUGUGAGACCUGCAAAUUCUGGGACGACAACAACAGGGGCCCAAGGACGCUCCGGGAUUGCUGCUAAGACCAAAGCAAAGGAGGCCAAGGUGCAGUCAAAGGAAAAUGCAGAUCCCAAUGCACCAAAGCACUCUAAACCUAAGAACGCUAAGGAUGCUAGCAGCCUAAGACGCCUGAGAGAUGGCACUGUCUCAAAGGUGGCCCCUGCUAAGAAGCCAAAGGCGAAGAAUGCUGCAGGGGAGGGUGGAACUGAGCCCAAACUCAGCAAAGCUAAAAAAGCUUCUAAAGCAUCAAAAGGAGCUGAGGAACCAGCAGCUAAGAAAGCCGGAAAGAAAACUGCAGCAAAAGCAGAGGAGGGGUGA
Puntigrus tetrazona (Sumatra barb) is the source of this 627-nucleotide messenger RNA. Its product is annotated as protein B4-like. Gene Ontology annotation, biological process: nucleosome assembly. Gene Ontology annotation, molecular function: DNA binding; structural constituent of chromatin. Lineage: Eukaryota; Metazoa; Chordata; Actinopteri; Cypriniformes; Cyprinidae. The record is from RefSeq and is a predicted model, not a curated record. Gene Ontology annotation, cellular component: nucleosome.